CCCACCGUUAUCUAGGCAAAAUCAAAUUGACCGGCUAAAUUGGUGCCUUCAACCCAAAAACUGGACAAUUGAGAAUUGGCGAAAUGUUCUUUUUUUCGGAUGAGACCAGAAUUGGCGUAAGAUCAGAUAACCAUCGAAUUCGGGUUUUCUGAGCUCCAGAAAGAUGAGCGAGACUCCACGCUACCAGAUCUAUCCCAAGAUAUUAAGGAGGAACUGUAAUGUUCUGGGGAGUUAUUAUGCUGAGAGCAAAAACUCCAUUGUUACCACUUCAACAAACUUUAACCGUGGCGAGGUAUGUUGAUUUAGUGCUAGAACCAAUAUUUAGGCGGUGGACAGCUGCAAUUGGGGAUAAUUUUAUCUUUAUGUACGAUAAUGCAUCUACCCAUUCCAGCAAAGUGGCUAGAGAAUGUCUUGAAACGAAAGGUGUCACAGUUUUAGACUGACCUGCAUGUUUACCAAAUCUAAA
Messenger RNA from Psylliodes chrysocephalus, 466 nucleotides. NCBI's taxonomy places the organism in Eukaryota, Metazoa, Arthropoda, Insecta, Coleoptera, Chrysomelidae. The record is from the annotation of a GenBank genome assembly.